AUGGAGUACCUUGAUGAUCUCUUGAACAGAAAGGUUGAGCGGGAACGGCUCAGUGCGGGUGGUGAUGACGCUUCGUCGUCGUCAUCUGCCACUGCGGCGGCCGGAGGUAGUAGCAAGCACCUUGAUAGUCAAGGUGGUAUCGGAGAUAAGCCGGCCGCGAGUGCGGCACCGCGAUUGUGUUGGCUCUGCAACCGAACAAGCCCCUUGCGCUUCCGUCUACAAGGUGGCAUUCAUCUCUGCUUCACGUGCUUCCGGGCGUCGUACUUAUCGCUGCUCCACCCCAUCAUCAACACAUCUGCCAGGCGUGACAGUGACGCAAAAUUCUUGAAGCUGAUCUACAACAUCGAGAGCGAAAGAACGAUGUCCAUGACGCUGCCAAGAGACGAGUUGCUCUCUAGCAUGUACGGCGAGAUCAUCGAUCCGCAGCGAGCAUCAUUCGUGAUGAGCUCGUCCAUGAUGCAGCAGCGCCGACUGUCGGAGACGCAGCGCGCUGGCAAAGGCGGUGCCGCGGGCGUCACGGCGAGCGCCAAUUCCUUUUGGAAGUGCCCCCUAUGCACUUUCGUGAACGCGACCUUCGCGCACGAGUGCGAGGCGUGCGGAUUCGUCAAUCCGGGUGAGGUCAUCUGCCCCGUCUGCAAGACUCGCUGCUCCAUCGGCGUGAUAACCACCUCACCGACCGAAGCGAGCUCCACAACUAAGUGCAAGCAUGGCGUGCCGCAUUGCAUCUGGAACUGCCGCGAGUGCGGCGGGCUCAACACCAUCGACGGUGACAGCUGCUCGUUGUGCCACAGGCCGCGCUACUGGGCAUGCUCGCAGUGCACGGCACUGCACCGCAUGGCGCGCGGCGAGGAUGGCUUGCGCUACUGUCCCACUUGCGGUGCGUACAACACCCCGGAUGACAUCUUGGUCGGCCAGGCAAAGAUCGACAAGGAGACCAAGUACGCGAAUAUGAUAACGUCGAAGCCGGGUGCGAGGCAGAGGCACAGCGGCGGCGACAAGGACCACGACCUCAACGGCGGCGAUUCGCGGGCGGCAGCGGGUAGUGCUUCUACAGCGGAAGCCAAUAGCGAAGUUAUCUUUGGGGUUAACGACAGCUACACGCUGGAGGAACGGGCGCGGCAGAAGCGAAUUGAAGACAAUGAAAAACGACUGCUUUCCCGCCUGAAUCAGCUGCACAUAACCCGCAACGUGCAGAAGACGGAUGGAAACUGCCUUUUCCGUGCCCUGGCAAACCAGCUCUUUGGGCAACCACGGCUGCAUUACCUCGUGCGCUCCCUCGCUACUGCGUACAUGAGCGAGCACUCCGAAGACUACGCCAUCCUGUUCGACGGCGCGGCGGAGUGGAAGAAGUACCUAGCAGCAAUGAAGGAGCAGGGUACCUGGGGUGAUGAGCUGUGCCUCAACGCUGCCGCCCGCUGCUUUCGGGUCAACAUCCACGUCAUCACAAGCGACCAAAAUCGCUGGCACAUUGUGUUCCAGUACGACCAGUUAGGGAGCACGCGCUCAAAUCGCAGCUAUGAAGUUGCAGAGAAGAACACUGUGUCGAGCGGCAAAGAGCCGCUUGACACCUUGUCGACGCUGAAGUCUGACGUAGCGGAGUCACCGCUCUAUUGUGAGAGUGUGUCGCUGUUUCUCGCCUACCUUUCCCCGGUGCAUUACGACGACAUCACACCCAUGCCCGUGGCACAGCUUCAGCUCGGCGAGUUGCUCAGCGGGGAGCUGAACAAGCGCGUGAAGCGCAAGCAGAAGUCACGCAGUGCCAGUGACCGUGGUAGCGCCACUUCUGCAGUACCCUUAAGAGGCCUACCAUCCGUACCAGACUCCAGAUGUGGAGGCCGCAGGGUGGAUGCUUCGAUCAUGUCGCGCACGCCUGUUCGUUCGCCUCGUGUGGAGGCGCUCUUAGAGCGGGUUAGGACGCGCGCGAGGUCGUCUAAUGGUCUCAGGCCGCCCCUGGUGUCGCCAACCUCUUCGAAUGCGACUGUACCGCUGGUGCCAUGCUUACGGCCGCAGUCCGACAACCUGUACGCAGGCAGGGGCUCAGAACCGCCGUCGCGGCCUCCGCCUUCGCCUCCGCCUUCGCCUCCGCCUUCGCCUUCGCCAAGUAGCUCCCGCGGCUUUCCAAGCGAGUAA
Messenger RNA from Leishmania braziliensis MHOM/BR/75/M2904, 2130 nucleotides. RefSeq lists its product as hypothetical. Gene Ontology annotation, biological process: protein deubiquitination. Gene Ontology annotation, molecular function: cysteine-type deubiquitinase activity. The coding region runs from base 1 to 2130 and encodes 709 amino acids. NCBI's taxonomy places the organism in Eukaryota, Euglenozoa, Kinetoplastea, Trypanosomatida, Trypanosomatidae. The transcript has a single exon. The record is from RefSeq and is a predicted model, not a curated record.